AUGCACCCCAUCUACAGGUGCAGCGAGGAGCGCGUGGAGGUCUUCACCACCGUCCUGCCCCGCCGCGUGUCCAGUCCGGCCAGGAGAAGAGUCAAAAGCUCUCAACACCUCCUAACCAAGAAUGUGGUGACUGAGUCCGACCUGUCCACGCCGCGCGCCCUGGAGCUGCUGCCCUGCCGCGGUGACCGGGGUGACCGGGGUGACCGGGGUGACCGGCCGGGGGAGGCCGGGGACAGCCACAGACUCGGCCGGCUCCAGACGGCAAGGCCACCGGGCGCCCCGUCCAGCAAAGCCCCUGCGCAGCCCGGGGGGAGUGCUGAGCUCAGAGCCUCACAUCUGUGUGGGAAUCGGGCAUAUGGGAAAUCAUUGAUCCCUCCCGUGGCCCGCAUCUCGGUGAAGGCGCCCGCGGGGCUGGAGGCCGCGGGCUCGGAGCGCGGCGCGGCGCCGGGGAGAGGAUCUCGACACCGCAAGAAGAUGGCAGAAGAGUACCCGGCCCUUCCCCAGGGGGCAGAGGCCUCGCUGCCCCUGACAGGCCGCGCCUCCUGCGGCGUCCCCGGCAUCCUCAGGAAAAUGUGGAGCAGGCACAAGAAGAAGUCUGAAUACGUGGGAGCCACCAACAGCGCCUUUGAGGCUGACUAA
Messenger RNA from Perognathus longimembris pacificus (Pacific pocket mouse), 639 nucleotides. It is a transcript of the gene Vxn, whose product is annotated as vexin. The record is from RefSeq and is a predicted model, not a curated record. Gene Ontology annotation, biological process: neurogenesis; neuron differentiation. The transcript has 6 exons. NCBI's taxonomy places the organism in Eukaryota, Metazoa, Chordata, Mammalia, Rodentia, Heteromyidae. The coding region runs from base 1 to 639 and encodes 212 amino acids.